Talpa occidentalis (Iberian mole) is the source of this 1381-nucleotide messenger RNA. It is a transcript of the gene SPCS2, whose product is annotated as signal peptidase complex subunit 2. Gene Ontology annotation, biological process: protein targeting to ER. NCBI's taxonomy places the organism in Eukaryota, Metazoa, Chordata, Mammalia, Eulipotyphla, Talpidae. The transcript has 5 exons. Bases 21 to 704 code for a protein of 227 amino acids. Gene Ontology annotation, cellular component: signal peptidase complex; membrane. The record is from RefSeq and is a predicted model, not a curated record.
GAGACACAGAGGCAGAGAAGAUGGCGGCCGCGGCUGCACAGGGCGGGAGGGCUGGUGGUGGCGGAGGUGGCGGUGGUGGCUCCAGCUGCGGCACAAGCAGUAGCCGUGGCGGCUUGUUGGAUAAGUGGAAGAUUGAUGAUAAGCCUGUAAAAAUCGACAAAUGGGAUGGAUCAGCUGUGAAAAAUUCUUUGGACGAUUCUGCCAAAAAGGUACUUCUUGAGGUACUUCUGGAAAAAUACAAGUAUGUGGAGAAUUUUGGUCUAAUUGAUGGUCGCCUCACCAUCUGUACCAUUUCCUGUUUCUUUGCCAUAGUGGCACUGAUUUGGGAUUAUAUGCACCCGUUUCCAGAGUCUAAGCCUGUUUUGGCUUUGUGUGUUGUAUCCUAUUUUGUGAUGAUGGGAAUCCUGACCAUUUACACCUCAUAUAAGGAGAAGAGCAUCUUUCUUGUGGCCCACAGGAAAGAUCCUACAGGGAUGGAUCCUGAUGAUAUUUGGCAGCUGUCCUCCAGUCUCAAAAGGUUCGAUGACAAAUACACUCUGAAGCUGACCUUCAUCAGUGGGAGAACAAAGCAGCAGCGGGAAGCCGAGUUCACCAAGUCCAUUGCUAAGUUUUUUGACCACAGCGGGACACUGGUCAUGGAUGAAUAUGAGCCUGAAAUAUCCAGGCUCCAUGACAGUCUCGCCACAGAAAGAAAAAUAAAAUAGGCAGUUCUAAAAGCAGCCAUCUUUCUGCUGGAUCAUGCUGAAUUAUGGGGUGAGAGGGGAAGAAACAGAAAACUUAAAAUGGAUAAAGUAGAAAAUGUUAAAAAUACCCAUCUUGUCCUGAGAUUUUAGUUCAUUAUGAAUAAAUAGGGUUUUCUAGCUGAGAUAUGAGAAAUUUUAGCUCUGAUAGCUAGCUGUAGCCUCCCAGGUCUGCUGAUUGCAUUGUUUUUAUUUGCUUUUUUAGAAAGCAUUUUUGCUAAAAGCCAUGCAGACUUCUUCAUAACUAGCAGUACUUAGAGUAUAGCUUUGUGCCAUGCGACAUUUGAAGAUUCUGUUUUUAAAAUUAUUAACCUGUUUCUUAAUUGUGUUAAUUCCUUUUUCAGUAGCUGUUCCCCUUAAUUCAGAUGCAGCUUCUUGUGUAUGCCAUUGUUCCUUCACACACCAGUUUUGUGGGUGUGUAUAUACCUAAUUUGGAAUGAAUUGGGGGGAAACCCAGCUUUUUAAUUUGUUUUAAACAAACCUGCCUGUUACAUUUUGUUCUCUUAACCAAUUAAAGAAGCCAGUGGCAAUUUUAGUUUUAUACUGUCUGUGUUUCCACUUGUAUAUCCCUGUUGAUUUGUUUGUGUCCUUUAUUAACUGCCAUUUUAUAAAAUUUUUUUCAAUAAAAGAAAAGAGGAUGU